Messenger RNA from Cynoglossus semilaevis (tongue sole), 7092 nucleotides. RefSeq names its product ubiquitin specific peptidase 13 (gene usp13). Gene Ontology annotation, biological process: protein deubiquitination. NCBI's taxonomy places the organism in Eukaryota, Metazoa, Chordata, Actinopteri, Pleuronectiformes, Cynoglossidae. The record is from RefSeq and is a predicted model, not a curated record. Gene Ontology annotation, molecular function: zinc ion binding; cysteine-type deubiquitinase activity; protein binding.
GAAGCACUGGAAAAGUUAAUACAAGUGUUUUUACUUUAUUAAAGGCCCAAUUACUGGUGGAUAAUGCACUAAAAACGUUUUUAAAAAAGGGGCUAAAUCCUGUUCUUCCUCUUCGGGUCACUGUUCAUGCGAUCAGUGACUGAUUUUGUUUUUUUAUGCCUAUCAAAUGUUUGAUUUAUACAUGACACUGGAGUCAUAACCAAGUAUUUUUUAACACAACUGUCAACUUUUAACAAUGUGUAAUGUUUACACAUAUGCUUCUCGUCACCUGUAGUUUAUUAUUAGUAUCAUUAAGUUGUUUGUCGUUGGUGGUUGGACGUUGCUGUUACUAUGUCUGUUGACAAGAGUCUACUAAAAAUAAUAUAUAAUGUAGUUACAACUUUGUCCACAAGAUGGAAGUGCUGUGCAGACAGGAAUACCAAACAAAGGCUUUAGAAAUGAUGGAUGGGUGUGCGUCUGGAGGGAGGGGAUGUGUUAUUAAAAAUACUACUGAAAUAGAACAUUUGGCUCUGACCGUUAACAUUAAACCCUGCUGUGGAAGUGUUUUUAUUGUAAAAACAACGAACAUCUGCUGUAGCUGGACAUAGAAGGUGCGACAUCAAGGGGAUGUGUUUGGAAAAACAACAACCCUGCAUUUGCUUUAACGAAAACACCAAAAAAACACUCUGAUAUCCAUGAUCGUACUGGAGGAGGCAAACACGCCGGAGUAGAGACGUAGGUGUCUGUACGUGAAUCAUCCUCAGAGGUGGGCGGGACGCUGCUGCUGAAACAUCCCUGUGGUCAGAUCAGAGCAGGCGGCGUCAUCAACAGCAGCAGCUGUGAUGCUGUUUCGACGCAGCUAAAAGACGCCUUAUUAAAAAAAAAAAACAAACCAAAACAAAACUAAUGUUAGCUCAUCUCUGUUAGCUUCACUUUAGCAUCUCUUUAGCCCCCCCUCCCUUCUUCCUUCCUUCACUCUGUCAUUUUAUUUUGUGUUUUUUUUUCAGCGUCACAUCCUCCUGGCCGGAGGAAUGUAGAGACGGGGAGCUUUAAAAAUAGCAUCGUGUGCUGUGACAGGGCUGCUCCUCGGGCUUAGCUCCACUGUGCUGCCAGGAGCGGGAAUGCGAAGAUGGCUACAGACCUGGGAGAGCUGCUGGUCCCCUACAUGCCCACCAUCAGGGUGCCCAAGACCGGAGACAGAGUCUUCAAGAGCGAGUGCGCCUUUUCCUUCGACACUCCUGAGUCUGAGGGAGGACUGUACGUGUGCAUGAACACAUUCCUGGGCUUCGGACGAGAACAUGUGGAGAGACACUAUCGCAAAACAGGACAGAGUGUUUACAUGCACCUCAAACGACAUGUCAAAGAGAAAGCCACAGGAGCAGCAGGUGGCGCCAUCCCCAGACGUCGAAAUGGGAAAGUGUUUCUAGAUUUAGAACUAAACCGUGAUUUUAACGGUGAGGACUAUGAGUACGAGGAUGAAGCCAAGCUCGUCAUUUUCCCAGACCACUUUGAAAUCCCUUUACCAAAUAUUGAGGAGUUGCCCGCCCUGGUCACCAUUGCCUGUGAUGCCGUCCUAAACGCACCGUCAGCGUACAAGAAACAAGAGCCUGAAUCCUGGGAAGAGGAGAUCCAGGUGUCCAGACAUGCCCGGAGCCUCCGACAGCUGGACAACGGGGUCAGAAUCCCACCCAGUGGCUGGAAAUGCCAGAAGUGCGAGAUGAGGGAGAACCUGUGGCUGAACCUGACGGACGGAGCCGUUCUCUGUGGGAAGUGGUUCUUCGACGGGAGCGGAGGAAACGGCCACGCUCUGGAGCACUACAGAGAGACCAGCCACCCGCUGGCCGUCAAAAUGGACACCAUCACGCCGGACGGAGCAGACGUCUAUUCGUUUGAGGAGGAAGAAGCUGUGUUGGACCCUAACAUAUCAGAGCACCUGUCACACUUUGGGAUAGACAUGUUACAGAUGCAGCAAAGAACAGAGAAUGGGAACCACACAGAAAACAGUUCAAGGCCGCGGGUCAGUGAAUGGGAGGUGAUCCAGGAGUCGGGUAUGAAGCUGAAGGCUCUGUAUGGUCCUGGUUACACGGGCGUCAAAAACCUGGGUAACACCUGUUACCUGUGCACAGUGAUGCAGGUGCUCUUCAGUAUCCCCGACUUUCAGAGGAUGUACGUGGGGAAUCUUCAGAGGAUAUAUGACUAUUCACCCCUCGACCCCACCCAGGAAUUUGCCACACAAAUGGCUAAACUGGGACACGGACUGCUCUCAGGCCAGUACUCCAAACCACCCAUGAAAUCUGAGCUCAUUGAACAGGUGAUGAAAGAAGAAUACAAGUUCCAGCAGAAAGGCAUCUCCCCAAGAAUGUUUAAGGCCAUGGUCAGCAGAGGUCACCCUGAGUUCACCUCCAACAGACAACAGGAUGCUCAGGAGUUUUUCCUUCACGUAAUCAACCUGGUGGAGAGGAACAGCGCUGGCUCAGAGAAUCCAAGCGACGUCUUUCGUUUUCUGGUGGAGGAGAGAACUCAGUGCUGUCAAUCACGUCGGGUGCGAUACUCACAGAGGGUGGACUACUGCAUCCAACUGCCGGCCCCGAUCGAGGCUGCCACCAACCGUGAGGAACUGCUUGCCUUCGAGGCCAAGAGGAAGGAGGCGGAGGAGAACACGAGGCCUCCUCCAGAGCCGGUCAGAGCACGGAUCCCCUUCACCGCCUGUCUGCAGGCCUUCACCGAGCCAGAGAAUGUGCCGGACUUCUGGAGCUCAGCCUUACAAGCCAAGUCAGCUGGUGUCAAAACCUCCCGUUUUGCCUCCUUCCCAGAGUAUCUGGUCGUGCAGAUCAAGAAAUUCACGUUCGGUCUCGACUGGGUGCCAAAAAAGUUAGACUUGGCCAUCGAUGUUCCAGAAUUCCUGGAUCUGAACCGAUUACGGGCCACAGGGCUGCAGCCGGGAGAGGAGGAGCUGCCCGACCUCAUGCCUCCAAUCGUGCUUCCUGAAGACACCAGAGAUAACUCAAUGGCCUCCACAGACUCUCCAGAAAUAGACGAGGUGGCCGUGAUGCAGCUGGCGGAGAUGGGGUUCCCCCUGGAGGCCUGCAGGAAGGCGGUCUACUACACAGGAAACAUGGGCCCAGAGAUGGCCUUCAACUGGAUCAUAGCUCACAUGGAGGAGCCUGACUUUGCUGAGCCCCUCACUCUGCCCUCCAUGUUGGACCCCGGCCCCUCCACCAGCGACAGCCCCAUGGGUGCGACCCCCCUGGACAACUCUCCUCCAGAGGAGAGCAUCGCCAUCCUCACCUCCAUGGGCUUCCCCCGCUCUCACAGCAUCCACGCACUUAAAGCCACGAACAACAACCUUGAACGAGCCCUGGACUGGAUCUUCACCCACCCGGAGCAGGAAGACGGUGACGCUCUCUCAGACAUGGCCGACACGGAGCCCAACGACAACAUCUUCUCCAACGCCAACUCACACAGCGACUCCACACUUUCUCCAGACAGAGAAUCAGGAGGUCCGCGGGUCAAAGACGGGCCGGGACGGUACGAGCUCUUUGGCUUCAUCAGCCACAUGGGGGCGUCCACCAUGUCUGGACAUUAUGUCUGUCACAUUAAGAAGGAAGGCAGGUGGGUGAUCUACAACGACCACAAGGUGUGUCUGUCAGAAAGACCUCCAAAAGACUUGGGCUACGUCUACUUCUACCACCGACUGUCGAGCAGUUAAAGCUGCGUCUCAUCUUCGAAGAAGACCGACAGACACGAGUACUAACGGCCGCCGCGGAGAGAGCAGCAGCGCCACCUGCUGUCAGGUCGUUCAGGGUCAACCAGGAGAAGACUUGGUCAGAAGAAGGGAGAACAAUGUGCUUUUUGUGCAUCUGUGUUACGUCAUGCUUUAAGUGUGUGUUUCAGUGUUAAAAAGAAAAGAGGGAAAAAAAAAAGAAAAGUUUUCUUUAAUGAAACAGGCGCCGAGGGACGUGUGCAGUCUCCGCUCCUCGACUGUUCCAGACUCCAAACAAUAUCACAUAUCAAAUCCCAGUGUUCCUCCUCGAUGCCUUCAGUUUCUGUGCCAAUGUUUUUAAAAAUGGCACUUUUUCUAAAGGGAGAUUGAAGCGGCAGAGCUUCACUGCCUCAAACUGUGACGGCGCCAACAACCAACGUGUGGUGCUGUUCCUAAUUACUCUGUUGGAGGAAAGAAUGUUGGUUUUGUUUUGUUUUUCUCAUCCCAGAGAAACUGGAAAGUGGUGUUUCAUUCCUUCAGGGUUCUGUGAAUAUUUCCCAGUGAAAACUAAAGCAGUAAAAAGGUGUUAAAUGUUAAGGUUUGCAGCUCAUUAAUUUUAAGAUGAGAUUUUCCGCCGUGUGACUCCCAGAUAAUAAAGACGUUCUUCACUUUUAAUGAGGACGGAACACUCCACCGUAUUAUCACCUUUCCUAAAAGCACUUUUUUUUUUUCAAAAACAUAAACACGUCCACAUUUGGUUCCUGAAGUAUUCCUUAGAAGUGGCCACAAAAAACUACAAAGCCUUUGAUGAAUGUGAGUGACGUCUGCAGCUGCUUUUAUUUCCGGGCGGCCGUCGUCAUCGCCCUGUGUGCUUUAACUGAGCCCCGACCCUACAUUUAGCCCCGUUUGAAUCCAUGUUGAAGUAUUUGCAGCGUCCCGGCUGCAGCUGCUGCUCUUCGGUUCUUUCAUCACAGACAGAUCCAGUUUAUUCACCGCUGCAUCCAAACUCUGAGCAAUAUGCACUGAAGCCGAGGCCCGACUCGCCGCUGAAUGUACGGACAUCUUAACUGAGUCGCUGCCACCAAACUCCUUCAUCAACUCCUCCUCUUCAUCAACAAUGUCGCUCUAAUCUUAUGCUGGAUUAUUCUUUUCAUUUAAUCCCAAUUCUACAGAUGGAGUUUGGACGCCGUCCAAAAACCAUGUCCCAUUCUAAGGGCUACAUGCUGUGCAGCCCACUGGUGCUGUGGGUCACAGGAGGUCAUGUGACCACCUGCUGCAGUGAGUGGCUGUAACAACGGUCACCAGGUUCCAGGUCUGAUAUCGUUGGGUCAACGUUACGUCCAAACGUUUCAGCCGAUGUCAGACCGUGUCCUGCAUCACACACAUGGUUGAAGACGUUACACGGGGACAGACCAGGUGGGUUUCACCUGGUGGAAAGUCUUUACAGAUCUUGUCGUUUCCUCCUCGAAGCCGGGGUUCAGUCGAACGUCACAAUUAGUGACGUCUUCAUGUUGGAAUGUGAGUUCAGCUAAAAAUGACGUUCACAGAAAAAGAAGUCUUUAAUGACAGGAAAGUCAUUAAAUCUGACAACCAUGAAUAUGUCCUCAGAAGGUUUGAAGUCUGAAGGACACGAUGUCAGCUCUUCAUCAUCAUCAUCACCUCAGCGUUGCUCCUCUGUCCAGACACUCUGUGUCUGGACUUCAGUUCCGUUCUCUCCUGACCUCUGACCUCUGACCUUCAGAUAAUGCUGUGUUCCUCGUCUAUGCAGCAGGAAAAAAACAAAGUCCUAUGCAAGUCUUCUUCUUCUUCUUGUUGUUGUUGUUGUUUUUUUACCGUGUGUCCGUCAAGUCCAGAUGUUUCUGUGUCUGUUCAGUUCAUUUGACUUUUGUCAAACGUUGCCUCUUGUUUUUUUGUCUUUUUGUCGAAGCGUUCCCUCGGCUGCGUCUCCUCCAUUUUUCUACUUUACGUUGUUGUUCAAACGUAACGGUUACAUUUGUCACAGAGCGGCUUUUCACUGUCGGCGUGUGCACUAGACUUUGACCUUUAGUCUUUGGGGUUGUACCCUCGUACUUUUGUGAGUUUUCUUUUAUUCUUUUCUCUCAUUCACCUGAAUGUCUGACAAAAAACAAAACAAAAAAAAAAACUUCACCUGUUUUUACUCUGUUGCCUUUUUGCCAGUCGUGUAGUUGUCGUUGAACAGUUUUGUCCUGAAGAGAUUCUGUUCUGUUGAAUUUUGUAAAGUGCAUUUAUCCAAAUCUGGUUUCCAUGUCUGUGAAAAGUCACGACGGUACGGUGGUACUGUUCACUUACAAUGUUUGGAUAAUUUAAUAAAAUACAUCUUUGUGGAAACCUGGCGUCGUCGACAAAGAAACUGACGUGAAACAAACAAAGUUAUUUAUAACAAGAGUUUAUUUCAAAAGACUUUCGUGUAGGUUUUAAAGGUGCUAAUGCGUUCUGUGUGAGAAUAUACAGGGAGAAUAAUACGCAAUACAUGAGGCAUAGAUGAACUACUGUAUAUAAAGUCAAUAUAUUUCUAUAUAUAUAUUCUCUAAAGUCAUUCAUCAAAAUAAACUGUUCAAACGUCUGACGUUUCAGAACAAACUGAGUCUGUACAUGUUAAAGGGGUCAACGAAGAAACUGACCGUCAAACUGACCGUCAAACUGACCGUCAAACUGACCGUCAACCCCAACCAAUGAAGCUGCAUGUCACACUUCCUAAAACCUCUGGAGUCUCAAACUCGGGGCCAGCGGACCAGAAAGGGCCACGACCCACCCAGAGGCGGACGGCGACUGUUUGUCAGUAAAAUAUUUUCUGAUGUUAAGACUUUAAAGACUUUCAGGAGGAAGUGACAUCAUCAGUAUCAGUCGUUGUGCAUAAACAUCAGAGAAUGCACCGACAGAAACGGACACGAGUACGAGGACGGAAUUGAAAAUGAAGAAUAAAGACGGUUAAUUUCAUUUUCCAGUUUCUCCUUUGUUGCACGGUGGAACAUAAAGAACAGAAAUGACAAUUAGAUUAAUUUAAAAUUUGAACAGAUAUCUGACCAGAACUCCUGCUUUUAGAAAAGGUCCUUCAUGUAGAACGUUAUCAUUUGGUUUCUUUCCACCGUCAGGUUUCUGUUUUUGACAAACCAACAACAAAACAGACGAAGUUUGAACAAGAAUCAUUUCAAACCGUUUUGGUGCCACAGCUUUAAAGGUUGGGGUCACUGCAGCCGUUCUCCUCCCACACUCUCUGCUUAAACUGUGUUCGUUUCUAUGCAGGAACAAAAACAAACAACUUUGUGUAGAACUGACACAGAACACGUCCACCUGCUCUGGUCAGGGUUGCAGGUUCGACAGCGUCCAGUAGAAAUCUUUGUCUUCAUGUCGUGAGACAAACAAAUCAUUUUCAUGUAUUUCGUGCACAU